Molecule: messenger RNA, 1753 nt
Organism: Aureococcus anophagefferens
Lineage: Eukaryota; Pelagophyceae; Pelagomonadales; Pelagomonadaceae
Gene: AMT9
Product: putative ammonium transporter
Exons: 3
Source: RefSeq, a predicted model, not a curated record
ACAGGCGACGACGGCCCCGAGGAUCAUGCCCGCGGACUGCGCCGACGUGCCCACGGCCGUGCACAGCGCGACCAGGAACGGCUUCCGCUCCGGCGGGAACGUGCGCAGCACGAGCGCGAUGCCCGAGGGCCCGUCCAUGGCGCCGCCGACGCCCGCGGCCGCGCGGCACGCGACCAGCGCCGGCAGCGACGGCGCGAGGCCGCUGCAGAGCUGCGCGGCCGCGCGCACGGCCAUGCCCGCGUACCAGAGCCGCCGGUGGCCGACGACGUCGCCGAGGAGGCCCGCGCCGGAGUUGAGCGCGCAGGUCACGAGGCUGUGCGCGAGGCUCACCCAGAGCACGGACGACAGCGACGCGUCGAGGUCCUCGGCGAUCUUCGGCAUGACGAUGAUGAUGACGCUGCUCGUCGCGUUCAGCAGGAAGGACGACGCCGCGACGACGGCGAAGCGGAGCCAGCGGCGGCCGACCGAUGGCAACGCGGCUUCGCCGUCGAGCGCGCCCGCGAGGCUCUCGUCGGCCUUGGCGGCCUCGAGGGCGCGCGCGUCGACGCAGGGCUCCUCGGCAGCCUCGUCCGCUGCCGUUGACGACCUUGGUGCUGUUGUCAGGGCCGUCCUGGUACUUGCCCUCGGCGACGAGUUGCUCGACCUUGUAGGCGCCCCAGUUUCCGCCGUGCUUGGAGUCGUCGAGGCCCGUGGCCUCGACCUCCGCGGUGACGCGGAGCUGGCCCAUGGCGGAGAGCGUGCCGAAGAGGAGGGUCAUCGUCGAGCCGACCCACGCCACGAUGACGCCGAUGCAGGCGAAGGCGGCCACGAGGGAGCCCGACGCCUUGCCGCCGUAGAAGACGCCCGCGCAGUCGUCCUUGCGCUCGCUGUAGUACGACACCGUGUAGUAGUAGGGCGUGGCGAAGAGGGCGGCGGCGACGACGCCCCACAUGCCGCAGGCGCCGUGGACGGCGAAGGCGUCGACCGCGUCGUCGAUGCCCGCCUUCUUGACCGCGGUGGACGCGGCGACGUAGACCGGGCCCGCGAGCGCGCCGACGAUGACGGCGCCCGCGGGCGAGACGACGGCGCAGGGCGACGUGAUGCCGACGAGGCCCGCGAGGACGCCGUUGUAGACGUAGCCCGGGUCGAUGUAGUGGAACCUGAUGUAGCCGAUCAAGGACGUCGAGAGGCAGCCGGCCGCGGCGCCGAGCGUCGUCGUGACGGCGACGUGGGCGGCGGACUGGGCGUAGCCGUCGAUGUAGAGCGUCGAGCAGCAGUUGAAGCCGUACCAGCCCAUCCAGAGGAUGAAGAUGCCGAGCGCCUGGUAGACGGGCUGGCCCUCGGGGAGAUUGUCGGGGAAGCCCUUGCGGGCGCCCAUGAACUUGGUGGCGACGAUGGCGGCGAUGCCGCCGGUCAUGUGGACCGUGCCCGAGCCCGCGAAGUCGAUGACGCCGCAGCCGCCGAUGAGGCGGCCCGCGGACGCGUCGUCGGCGUCGUCGUUGUGGGGGCGGCUCGAGAGCGAGCGCCAGGCGGAGAAGCGGCCGGCGCCCCACAUCAUGUGGACGACGGGCGGGUAGACGAAGCCCGUGAGGACGACGGAGUAGAUGGCGUAGGCCGUGAACGUCGCGCGCUCCGCGAUCGCGCCGGAGACGAUCGUGCAGCCCGCGCCCGCGAGGUCCAGCCGAAGAACCAGGAGGCAAAAAGGCCCCGGGGCGCACGCGUCGAAGAUGUUCUUGACGAGGAUGUUCUUGGUGUUCUUCUUGGAGACGGAGCC